Molecule: messenger RNA, 892 nt
Organism: Achroia grisella
Lineage: Eukaryota; Metazoa; Arthropoda; Insecta; Lepidoptera; Pyralidae
Gene: mRpL47
Product: large ribosomal subunit protein uL29m
Exons: 1
Coding region: 97-867 (256 amino acids)
Biological process (GO): mitochondrial translation
Cellular component (GO): mitochondrial large ribosomal subunit; mitochondrial ribosome
Molecular function (GO): structural constituent of ribosome
Source: RefSeq, a predicted model, not a curated record
UGUGGUUUAUCUGUGGGUUUGAUAUUAACUUACAGAUUUUAUUUCAAUUUGUCUUUUCAUAUAUAUCUAAUUUUUACUGUCUUUCGUGAUAUAGCUAUGAAUAUUGUGUUUCGAAAUAAUUUAUUUAAAUAUGUUGCCACAACAUGUUUUCGUUCCCAGCUUACAGCUACAAAAUUAAAUGUAUCGUUCAAUAGAACUUUACAUACCAGCAAUGUAUCACACGAUCUAAUGGAAUUUUUCGAUGACAAAAAAAAUUGGAAUGAAACCAAUAUAAAAGUAGGAAGAGCAUGGAAACUGGAUGAAUUACGUAUAAAGUCAAAUACAGACUUGCAUAAACUAUGGUAUGUGCUGUUAAAGGAGCGAAAUAUGCUUUACACCAUGGAACAUGAAUGCAAAGAAAAAGUAAGGUUAUUUCCAAAUCCAGAAAGGAUUGAUAAAGUUCAAGAAUCGAUGAAGAACAUUGAAACUGUUGUAAGAGAACGUAAUAUUGCAUACUAUACACUAGAAACAGGAGAAACUGGAGAACGACCAGUAGAACAGGUAGUAAAUAGAUUUGGUUUGAAAGAAAAUUAUGAGAAAUCAGAAUAUAUAAUACCAAAGUUUAUGAAUAAGAAAUGGGUGAGACCAUAUUUGGAACAUGGUUUAAUAAACAGUUUAGCAGUAAAGAAAUUUUACAGACUAUAUAAAGAGAAGUUGCAUAAUGAAACUAGGAAGGCCCGAAACAGAGACUACAAUCAUGUUCAACAACUCCUUAAGAGGUUCCCUGAUAUGGAUUUAGAGAAAUUAAAAGCUGAAUAUCCUAAUGUAGAUAUAGAAAAAGCUAUGCGGACAAAAAAGGCUCGGGGCCAUUAUUUUCCAAAAUAUUAAUAAAUUUGAGUAGUAAUUAAUGAAA